Molecule: messenger RNA, 1748 nt
Organism: Ectocarpus sp. CCAP 1310/34
Lineage: Eukaryota; Phaeophyceae; Ectocarpales; Ectocarpaceae
Source: the annotation of a GenBank genome assembly
GGAAAAGAGAGAGGAGAGAGAGCAGGACUGAAGGAUAUUGCGUUACACUACUAUGGCAGCGUGGGGCUACCUCUUGGUGGGUGUUGGCGUCCUCGCCCAAAUCGAAGCUUUCGUUAUUUCUUCAGGAAGGGCACCUCCGGCACAUCAUGUGCUGCGCGCACCAGGUUAUCAUUAUCUCGGUCAGCGGAUUAUGGGGCGGGCUGCAGAAGUCCGGAUGGCCGCCAGAGAGAGCGAUGAAGUGGGCGAUGGGAGUGAUAUCAAGCCAACGUCGGAAGACCCCAGCCUCGGUGUGAAAGCUGCUUGGUACGGCUCGGAGCUCUUCGGCAACAUCAUCGGUCUCGGGAAAAAGAAGGAGCCGGAAGACGCUUCGUCGUCAACGGCGGAGCCGAUAUCGCGAGCGGACGCGGUCGCCAGGUUGAAAUCGGACUUCGACCGCUUCUACUUCGUCACCGGGCAAAUGGACCUCGACUUGUACGAACCCGAUUGCGUCUUCGCCGAUCCGUUCGUUGCCUUCGAGGGACGAGACCGCUUCAAGAACAACCUGGAUAACCUCGGCUCGUUGAUGCAAGACGUCAGCCUCGACGUGACCAGCUGGGAAGAGGCGGAGGCGUCCAUCAAGACAAAGUGGCGGUUUCGCUGCGUGCUUGGUCUGCCAUGGAAACCCACCCUCGCGGCUGCGGGGGGAACGGAGUUCUUCUUCAACCAAGACUCUGGUCGGAUCGAGCGCCACGUCGAGUCGUGGGAAAUCAAACCCAUCGACGCUCUCAAGCAGCUCAUUCGCCCUAGCCGGAAAAAAUCGAGUGGGUCGUAAACCAAGGCGUAUGGAAGGAGCGAGAGCGAGAGCGAAGCGUCGCAUCGAUUAAUUUCGUUCUCCACUUGUAAACAGCGUUCAGGCGAGUCCGUUCCGGGCGAUAGAUGGAAAUUGCACGAGCCCAUGCAGCCUGCAGCAUACAGGAGUGAAACUAGAGUAUGUUUUGUAGAAAAGUGACGGGAAGCUGCAUGAAGAACGUAGGCAGCUGAGCAGAACAGUCGAGGGUUGCGUGCUGGCGCUGAAGAACCUUCGCAUUCUACAAUUGUCCCCAGAUAAACAAAUGACACUACCUCGCUCUGUGUCAAAUAACAUCCAUCCAGAACACGCUGCCGCGACCAGCUCGCUGACUUUUGAUACUCCGCACCGAGCGAUACGGAGCUACCAGCGCACAAGGCACAGCACCGCUCCUGUCAGCAACAUAACAAGACAUUUUUCGUCAACCUUCCUCGGCGCUGGCGUACGGAUCUACAUGACGCGCCAACGACAGACAGCGUAAACACGAAACUGCCGUCGAGCACGUUCACGACGAGGGAGGCUCUUGGCCUUUUUCGCCGACAGCGCCGACCUUCGGCGAGAGAGUGAGAACCCCAUCUUUGCCCAUGGCCACGUCGAACUUCUCGAUGAUCUCGGGAGUGAGGUCGGGCGCUCUGCCCUUGGUCACCUCGCCCGGCGUCCCGGUGGACUGCAUGUACUCCUCGAUAUUGUUCCCGAAAGCGGGAAAGUCCAGCUUAUGCGAGCAGAAAAACACAAACGUGCAAAAGGAGAACGCGGGAGGGGCAGUCAGUGUAGCGAGGACAAAAUAGUGUUGGAACGGAAUGUUGCAGAUUUUGACCAAAGGUCACGUUAGUGAGGGCUUUUUUCCCGACGUGUGGGCACGUGGACAAAGAGCCCCGCUAUAAAUCGGAAAUGAAAAUGAAACCACCACCGGAUGUCGUAU